UGCUCCCAAGACCGUUUCCUUCUGCCCUUUUGGCCAUUCCGGAUUGGCGCCUUUUUCUUCCUCCCUUUCCCCGCUUGUUUGGGCUUGGGCGACUCGGGUCUUGCGUCUGGCGAGCUUCUCUCCCCAACCUGUCGUGCGAGGCACCUUUCCUCUUGUCAGCCUUCCCACAGCCUCCCGUGAAGACUGAUAGAGAAGCUGGACGGAAUGGACUUAUGACUGAGCAAUUGCGAAACUGACAGGGACCAAAAAUAGACUGAUUCAUCUGUCCCAAGUGUGAACCCAGACAAAGUGGAGUACCUGUUCACAACUGAAGAAUUGCUACCUAGUGAAGUUCUGCUCCUUCUCUACUACAAGGAACACUGUCUACAGCAAAGAUUUAACACAAUGAUGACCCCUGAAGAAUGAUCUGAAGAAGUGGGGACUUGGGCUGAAAAUAAGUCAACCCCAAGUUCAAAUUACUUCAACCUUGUCUGAGUGUAACACUUUUCACCAGAGGAAUUGCUUAAAAGUUACUGUUUGCAGGUUAAGUGAACAGGAGCAGUUGCUCUGAAAAUCUGUAUUGAAAGAUUGCAGCUGUUGAUCAAGAAUGAACACAAAGGAUCCGAAAGUGACAGAAGGGGGCCUCAACGUCACACUCACUAUACGCCUUCUUAUGCAUGGAAAGGAGGUUGGCAGCAUCAUUGGAAAGAAAGGAGAAACUGUUAAGAAGAUGAGGGAGGAGAGCGGAGCUCGAAUCAACAUCUCAGAAGGCUCCUGUCCAGAAAGAAUUGUGACGAUAACAGGCCCAACUGAUGCAAUUUUCAAGGCUUUUUCUAUGAUUGCACUAAAAUUUGAAGAAGAUAUCAAUGCUUCAAUGACAAACAGCACGGUGACAAGCAAGCCGCCUGUAACGCUGCGACUUGUAGUCCCUGCCAGCCAGUGUGGAUCCCUUAUAGGCAAAGGAGGAUCCAAAAUCAAAGAAAUCAGGGAGUCCACAGGGGCCCAAGUCCAAGUUGCAGGAGAUAUGUUACCAAACUCCACGGAACGUGCCGUAACUAUAUCGGGUACUCCUGAUGCCAUUAUUCAGUGUGUAAAGCAAAUAUGCGUGGUUAUGUUAGAGUCUCCACCCAAAGGUGCCACCAUUCCUUACCGCCCCAAACCUGCCUCUGCACCCAUAAUUUUUGCAGGUGGCCAGGUAAGAGCAGACACCAUUUUGGCUUCAGCUGGAAACCACACCGUCUUGGCUCAACCGCAGACAGCGCCUGCAUUUACAAUUCAGGGACAGUAUGCCAUCCCUCAUCCAGACUUGACCAAGCUUCACCAGUUGGCUAUGCAGCAUCCCCCCUUUACUCCCCUUGGGCAGACCACCCCUGGUUUCCCUGGAUUAGAUGCCAGUACUCCAACCAGUUCCCAUGAGCUCACUAUUCCAAAUGAUCUAAUAGGUUGCAUUAUUGGCAGACAAGGCAGUAAGAUAAAUGAAAUCAGGCAAAUGUCAGGAGCCCAGAUCAAGAUUGCGAACGCCACAGAAGGUUCGUCAGAACGACAAGUAACAAUCACAGGAUCACCUGCAAACAUCAGCCUAGCACAGUACCUCAUUAAUGCAAGCAUAUACUUUCUCAAAGUUGAGUGUCUUGGAGAUGCCAUGCACCCAGUGGUCAACAUGUAACCAAGAAGAGCCCUUGAGCAUCACUGAUGUUCACAAAAUGUGUCCGCUACUGUUCAUAUAAGAACAUCUGCCGUGUUUAGACCACUGAGCAAAUUUCAGAAUAGGACGACUGCUUUGCGACAAUUUUCUCCCAACAAUUCAUUUAUGGGAAAUUUUCUGCAAUACCAGAGUUGCGGCCAACAGAAGUUGUUGGCCGACCACCUGCAGGUUAAUUUUUUAAAAAGCAGUCCAUGGGCAACCACAGAUCUAGCCAACAGCAGAAUGUGGCAAGGCAAAUCUCCCAACAAAAUCACAUAGAGGAAUGUUAAAUCCAACUCAAAGAUGCAGACACUAUGGGUAAAAUAACAGACUUAAAGUUCUGGUACAUGGUUUUAUCAAAUAAAAUGCACCGAGAAACUGAUAAAAAUGUCCAGUGACAGACAAUCUAGCCUCACAGAACAUACACACUGCAUUCCUUGUAUACAAGAUACACUGAUUGAAUUAAAACAAGCAAACUGCCAAAGGACUAGCGUUCAUCAUUUCAAUUUUGUGUGUGUGGUGUCAUGUUACUGAACCCUUUUCAGUGUUUGAAGAGGGAGAAGACACUUAGCCUAAAAAAAUAA
This is a messenger RNA of Elgaria multicarinata webbii, 2247 nucleotides long. Its product is annotated as poly(rC)-binding protein 3-like. Bases 587 to 1645 code for a protein of 352 amino acids. The record is from RefSeq and is a predicted model, not a curated record. Gene Ontology annotation, cellular component: cytoplasm; nucleus. Lineage: Eukaryota; Metazoa; Chordata; Lepidosauria; Squamata; Anguidae. Gene Ontology annotation, biological process: regulation of RNA metabolic process; regulation of gene expression. The transcript has 16 exons. Gene Ontology annotation, molecular function: mRNA binding.